Striga asiatica is the source of this 1794-nucleotide messenger RNA. The record is from the annotation of a GenBank genome assembly. Lineage: Eukaryota; Viridiplantae; Streptophyta; Magnoliopsida; Lamiales; Orobanchaceae.
AUGACGAAACUACCCUUCUUCCACUCGAGUACUGUACUGCUCUUCCUCUUUUUUCUUCUCUCAUCCAUGUCCUUUUUCGUAAAUUCAAAAAACCUUCCCACUGACGAAAGAACCGCCUUGCUAGACAUGAAAAAUGCAUGGGGCAACACCACAACCCUCCAACACUGGAACCUGACGUCAUCUCCCUGUGGCUGGCCGGAAAUCAACUGCUCCAGCGACGGCCACGUCACCAGAAUCAACAUCAACAACUACAACAUCUCCGGCAACGUGUCCGACUCCAUCGGCGUCCUCCACCACCUAACCCAUCUCGAUCUCGGUUCCAAUUAUCUCACGGGAAACUUCCCGGCCACCUUACUCAACUGCUCGAAGCUCGAGUAUUUGGACCUCUCACAAAACAACUUUUUCGGCAACAUUCCGCCGGGAAUCGGGAGCCUGUCGGAGCUCCGUCUCCUGUACCUUUGCUUUAAUUCCUUCGAUGGCAGCUAUCCGGUGGAGAUCUCCAACCUGUCAAAAUUGGAGGACAUUUACUUGUCCUCCAACAAUUUCACGCCGGCGCCCUUACCUUCGGCGUUCGGAAAACUGACGAAAUUGAAGAGUUUCCAGAUGAGGCUGACGAACAACCAGCUUUCGGGCCGGAUUCCUCAAGUAACCAAGUCGGUUGAUUUGGUGAGUGUCGACCUAUCCGAGAACAACUUGAGUGGUCGUAUCCCGAUAUCUUUCGGGAAUCUCAUAAGGUUGGAGGUUUUGCAUCUUUUUAUUAACAAUCUAUCGGGUGAGGUGCCACAGAGCGUAUGCCGACUUCCCAACCUUCAAUAUAUUCGUAUGUUCACGAAUAAUCUAAAUGGAACUAUUCCUUUUUUUAUGGGAAAAUACUCGAAGCUCUUUGAAGUCGAUGUUUCUGAGAAUUUUUUCACCGGAAAACUGCCGGAAUGUUUGUGCAGCCGUGGUGCUUUGACUAAUGUAAGUGACAAUGAGUUUAGUGGUAACAUCCCGACUAAUGUAUCAUCGUGGACGAGUUUGGUUGAGUUCGGGGCAGGCAACAACAAGCUGUCAGGCACCAUCCCGGCAGAACUGGCGAGCCUGCAAAUGCUUACGACAUUGAAUCUUUCCUCGAAUAAUUUAUUGGGUUCGAUUUCGGCCGACUUUGGUUCUUUAAAUGCCCUUCAUAGUUUAGAUUUGUCGAAUAACCAACUUUCCGGUGAGAUCCCAGCUCAGUUAGGAAAUUUAAACUUGACUUUUCUAAACCUUUCUUCGAAUCAACUCACCGGAAAAGUUCCUGACGAGUUGGAUAUUGCGGCGUUUAACGGAAGUUUUCUAAACAAUCCGAGUCUUUGUGCCACAAUCGAAAUCUCCGACCUUCCCGUUUGCGAUGCCGAAUCUCCAGCCGAAUCUCCAGUCCAAUCUCCACCUAAAUCUCCAACCGAAUCUCCAGCCGAAUCUCCAGUUCAAUCUCCACCCGAAUCUCCAGUUCAAUCUCCACCUGAAUCUCCAGCCCAAUCUCCAGUCCAAUCUCCACCAGCCCAAUCUCCAGUCCAAUCUCCACCUGAAUCUCCAGUCCAAUCUCCACCAGCCGAAUCUCCAGUCCAAUCUCCACCUGAAUCUCCAGCCCAAUCUCCAGUCCAAUCUCCACCCACGUCUCCACCAGCCGAAUCUCCAGUCCAAUCUCCACCUGAAUCUCCAGUCCAAUCUCCACCAGCCGAAUCUCCAGUCCAAUCUCCACCAGCCGAAUCUCCAGUCCAAUCUCCACCUGAAUCUCCAGCCCAAUCUCCAUUAUGGCUUCUUGACUCCAUCUAA